CAGCAACAAACUGAAAAUGAUGCGCGACUAGUGAAGAUAUGGCGUCUCUAACCCCCCUCUAUAAAAGCAUCUGCGACCUUAGUUAACUCUUGCAGAUAUAGAGAAGUUAGCUUUCUGCUCUCACGUCUAAUUCACAAUGCGUCUAACAUUACCCUAUCUCAUUUUCUUUGUUUGGUUCAGCAUUUUCUCCUGCUCCUCGUCUGUGUCGAAUCCACUCAAUGGCAAACACCUUCGCGUCAUCUGGCCAAGUUGGAGUGGUAAUCCCAAAGUAUUGCUGGGGCCGCUUAAAGGCGGUGUCCUCCUUGAUUACCUAUCGGCUCGUUUCAAUUUCACGCACGAGAUGGUCCCAGUGGAAGGCGGACUCGAACCCACCGUAGGACGAGGGCAGUUGAACUACUUGAUCGAUAACCAAUGCGACCUGCUGAUCAACAAUAUUAUUCCGACCGUUUCGCGAAAUAAAAACGUAGAUUUGACAAUUCCUUGGACUUAUGACAAUUUCGCUAUCCUGAUUCCCGUUCCCGAUGAAACGGCCAACAUCAACGCCGUCAUCAAACCUUUCCAAUGGCCGAUUUGGUUGGGACUUGGCGUGUCGAUUCUAUGUGUCAUUAUCGCUUUGAAUACGAUUCAACAAUUUCUCGAUCAACCUUCAAAAAAAGAGACGAACGCAAUAGAACUCGGAGAUGACAAAAUGGUGCAAGCAAAGACCACAAACUAUUACAUCUACGUUUACGGAUUGUUGCUGUCUCAAGGGGGGCCAUGCGAAUCGAAACGGUUGUCGAUUCGUUUGGUCGCCGGCGUUUGGACACUGGCGACUUUCACAUUCGUCCAGGCCUACUCCUCGAUUCUCUUCACUUACGUGGUGGCUCCAGUCAAUCGUCCGCUAAUCAACUCCAUCUACGACAUCUUUGACAAUAGCGAUAUCAAUUUAUUCGUUAGAGUACGAACUAUCGACCUCUUAAUUCAGAAAAAUGAUACUACGGCUAUCUAUAGAGAAAUAGCAAAAAGACUCGAUUCAAAAUCGAAUUCUCGGUGCGCCUACAUUUCCGAGUGCAUUCAAAAGGUCACGCCAGGAUCAAGUAACAUUUUCAUGGAAGCAAGUUCUUUUGCAAAGGACGCAAUCAAAGUAGAGUUCAACAAGACUGGGAAAUGCAACUUGCAGUUCGCAACAGAAGGAUUCGCCACCAUCGUUUCAACGUUUGCCCUACCGAAACAAAGUCCCUAUACUAAAACUAUAAAUCAAGGUUUGCUGGAGCUGCAACAAUCUGGAAUUAUCGACUUCUGGGAAUUAUGGUUCCGCCCAAUGCCUCCUCAAUGUAACGGGAAACCCCCAAAUGGAAACACGGCGCCGAAAAAAAAUUCCUCACUUUCGUUCAAAAACUUAACCGGUGCAUUUAUAGUUUUAUUGGUUGGACUGAGCCUUUCUUCUUUGGCAUUUCUCUUUGAAAAAAUAAUUUCCAUACGAGAGCAUCGUCUUGGACGUUCACGCAACAAAGUCAGAUUUGCUGGCACCAAAUAACGAUUGGGGGGCCUGAAUUUAUGUGAAAUUAUCAGUCUAAAACAGUAAAAAGUCAAUAGAGUUUGAUGGAUUAUGGUCAGUUUUUAAUGUCCAAGAAAGUGUUAGUCGAGAUGACAAGAUUUCACUUCAGUUGUGCACGAAAAAACACGAGAUCUUGGAAACUAUUCCCCAUUAAAUGUCGCCAAUUCAUUCAAAGUUUGUUUGUUUUUACUUUUAAUGACUGCAAAACCAAAAAUUUUCGUGAAUAAAUGAAAUUUAC
Daphnia pulicaria is the source of this 1775-nucleotide messenger RNA. Its product is annotated as glutamate receptor ionotropic, kainate 1-like. Gene Ontology annotation, molecular function: ligand-gated monoatomic ion channel activity. The coding region runs from base 137 to 1516 and encodes 459 amino acids. The record is from RefSeq and is a predicted model, not a curated record. NCBI's taxonomy places the organism in Eukaryota, Metazoa, Arthropoda, Branchiopoda, Diplostraca, Daphniidae. The transcript has 9 exons. Gene Ontology annotation, cellular component: membrane.